AUGGAGGGCGGUUCGAAAGGAUCGCCGGACGAGAUAAAAUCGACGGCCGUCGUGAAGUAUUCGCUGCCGAAACCGGCGCAAUUCAUCCAGCUGCAAUGCAACACCAACUUGAACCGGCCCCCUUCAAAUUGGCUGAGCAGCUCGGCCGAUUCCUACGGCUUGCAGCAGAUGCUCACCAAUCACAAGGGUUUCACCAGCUUUAAAAUGGCGCAUAUGUUUCCGGAUUGCGUCGGAGAAGUCGACGUCGUUUCGGACGCCGAAAACAUCAAGAAACUCUUGAAAAUACCCUAUCACAAGGGCCACAUCAGCAUGAUGGUGCAUCGCAUCGAAAACACCUUACUCAUCGACGAUUUCGAUAUAUACAAGCACUUGUUGAAAACCGCCGAAACGGAGUGGGCUUGGCUGAGGAAGUUCUUCGUCGACAACGUCAGCAGGGCGACUUGCAACGAAGACAGGAAUUUAUACACCAACAGCAGGCGUCGCGAGGCUCUGAGAGAAAAAAGCCUCGUCUCCAAGUUUCUCUAUCACAGUUUGGUGCCCUCCGAUACCACCGAGAGUAAUAACGGAUUCGAAACUGAGCAACCCGUUAGAGAUCCCCCUUUACCCGAACCGUCCCCUUCGACCGAGUGUCCCGAUUCCCCGACGUCUGGCCACAACUACAACAGAAACGUCGUUUGGACAUUCGAGGACAUCGAAAUGCUUUUGGGUACCGAUAUGCCGAUAUUCGGAGGAGGCACCCACCCUUGCAUAUCCCUCCGAUUAAGAGACAUGAGCAAACCGAUCAGCGUACUAACAGGCAUCGAUUACUGGCUGGACAACCUCAUGUCGAACGUACCCGAAGUGGUGAUGUGCUACCAUUUGAACGGCAUAGUCCAAAAGUACGAGCUGAUCAAAACCGAAGAUCUACCGCAAAUGGACAACUCCAAGUUCUCCCCGAAGCUGAUCCGGGACGUCGCCCAGAACAUCCUGAGCUUCCUGAAAUCGAACGCCACCAAAGCGGGCCACACCUACUGGCUGUUCAAAGGCAAGGACGAGGAGGUGAUCAAAUUGUACGAUCUGACCAGCCUGUGUUCGGAGCAGGACGUCGAAAACGGCCAGAAUCCUUUCACUAUACCGGUGGCGAUGCUGCUCUAUCGAGUGGCCCGGAACAUGAAGCACUCCAGCGAUCGACCGCAACCGGGCACCAUCCGCACGCUGCUCAAAAACUGCGUGAAACUCCUGCCGCACGAGAAGUACCCCGAAAUCGUCACAUCUUCGUUGUACAUGUUGUCCGAUUUGUAUGUUCCGGCCAAAACGAACCCGGAGAAUCCGGAGUUGGACGAGCGCGAGCACGAGGAAACCGAAUCGCACUACGAAGACGAUCUAUCGGACGACGAAAACGAACCGAUGAAGACCCUGGUAUUGGAAGAUAAGCGAUUCGAAACGUUCAAAAACUACUACAAACCGCCGGCUCCCAUCGGAGGGACUGUAGCCGAAAGGUGCCUGCAAGCAGUACAAUACGUAGCCCUAGGUCUCAACUGUCUCAAGUAUUUCGCGGAGAACGAGCCGGCCGGUAAGCGAGAUCGCGACGACGACGAGGAAAUCAAAAUGGCCAAACAGUUCGAGGCCAUACCGAUGCCCUACGGCAAACUGUCCGAUUCGAGCAACGCGACUCGAAAGGGCAAGAAAAAGGAGCGCAAACGGAAACAGGAUCACGCCAAUCCGGACAAACCGAACAACGCCUUGCUGCCCAAGAACCUGCACGAGGCCCAAACCCUGCCCACCUGGCAGGAGAAGGACACCGACAACAUCUCGUGGAAGAACCACCUGAAGACGUUGUUGUACGAAAAAGCGGUGUUGGUCUACGCCACGUUGUCCGAACACUACUUCCUAUCGGGCCAGUACGGCUCGAGCCUACGGUACAUCGGCUUCCUGGCCCGAUGCCAGUUGGUCACCAAUCGGUUGCUCUACGCCUCGAACGCCUUGCGCGAAAACUGCCUGCUGGGCCGGGCCGGCGAUUGCUGCAUCAUGAUGGUACAAAAUUGGAGUAAAUGCGAGAUCUACAACCAGCAACUGUUGACCGUUCGGGACGAGGACGCCGGCAUGUUGGAGCAACUGGAACGCGACGAGCAAUCCCAUCGGAUCGAUAUCGGCGAGAGCGCCACCCGAUGCGUGUUCCUCUUCGACGUGCGAACGGUCGAACAGAUGCUGUUGAAGGCGGUGGAAUGUUACGAGACGGCCGUGAAGAUAUCGCCGUCGGACGGGGGCCUGCGACGGCUCGCGAACGGCCUCAACGAAUUGAGCACGUUCUAUUUGAAUCGCGCCAAAGGCGAGAAGGACGCGCGCGAUCUGAUCGAGUCCUGUCGCAAGGCGGAGACCUAUCUGACGAAGGGUUUGGAGUUGUUCGAGUCGGUUAAAGACGACGCCAACGUGGCGCUGUUGUCGACUAAUAUAGGACAUUUGCAUAGGUUGUUGGCGCACGCGCACGCGCCCAAAGACCGCUGCGAGAUCACCCAACAGGAGAAAGUUCACUACAACAAGGCCGUGGUGAAUUACAAGAAGGCGCUGCAGGUGUUGGGCGAUCGGAAGAGUUGCCCGGCCAUUUGGGACACCGUCAAAUGGGAAUUGUCGACGACGUUGUUUAAUUUGUGUUGGAUCAUGCACGAGAAUCCGCCAUCGCAUUUGAGCAAAACCGAAGCGGAAAAGGAGGUGAUCGAAACGUUGCAAAAGGCUUUGCAGUAUUGCGAUUUCGACGAGACCAACGAUAAGUAUCUGUUGUAUGUGUAUCGAGGAGCUAUUAUACACUAUCGCAUCGCUUCGUUGUAUCACAGCCAUUUUUUAUCGACUCCCAACGAUUCCGCCAACAGAAAACACAUCGUACAAUUGGCCAAAAUCAAUUACGAGAAAGCCUCGAAGAUGUACCUGCAAAGCUCCGACGCUUUCAACUAUUUAACGUCGCAAAUGCAACGGGUGGCUUUGUCCGAACAUUUAUCAGGAAUCAGCAACAACAUGAACACGAAGAUCAAACACCUGCAGGAUUGCUUGGAGAUCAUCGUGGAACUGAACGCGGCCGUGCGAUUGAUGAUCGACAAGAAAAUCGACGUCGACGACGGCGAGGAGAGCGACGGGGAUUCGUACGGGACGUGUUUGUCGCUGUUGAAAUUGAUCGGUACGAGAUUACAGCACGUUUUGAAGCUGCUGGUCAAGUACUGCAUGAGCAAACCGCGUCCGAACAAAGACUGCGACCGGCUGGCCGAGACGUACAAGGCCUGCUACAAGUUGUCUUUAGGUUUGAAGGACGACUCGAAUUACGCGGCGUUGUUGAAUCAAUUGGGCGACGUGUUGGGUUCCAUACGAACGCAAUGCGAACGGUCGAUUCAAUCGAUUUGA
Messenger RNA from Phyllotreta striolata, 3369 nucleotides. The record is from the annotation of a GenBank genome assembly. Lineage: Eukaryota; Metazoa; Arthropoda; Insecta; Coleoptera; Chrysomelidae.